Molecule: messenger RNA, 504 nt
Organism: Recurvomyces mirabilis
Lineage: Eukaryota; Fungi; Ascomycota; Dothideomycetes; Mycosphaerellales; Teratosphaeriaceae
Gene: SEC22
Product: SNAP receptor
Exons: 2
Coding region: 1-504 (167 amino acids)
Biological process (GO): vesicle fusion with Golgi apparatus; retrograde vesicle-mediated transport, Golgi to endoplasmic reticulum; endoplasmic reticulum to Golgi vesicle-mediated transport
Cellular component (GO): SNARE complex; endoplasmic reticulum-Golgi intermediate compartment; endoplasmic reticulum membrane
Molecular function (GO): SNAP receptor activity
Source: RefSeq, a predicted model, not a curated record
AUGCGCAGCGGUAUCAUCCUGUUCGCACAGCAAGACUACGUUCUCAACGACUCCCUCUGCUACAUAGCCAUAACGGAAAAACCCUAUCCUAAAAAGCUCGCCCUCACCUUCCUCGAAGACAUCCGCGCCGAAUUCCAAACCAGCUACAAAAGCGCCGACUACCUCUCGCCGGCCCUUCGUCCAUACCAAUACAGCGAAUUCGAACGAUUCAUCGAGCGAACGAAGAAGACAUACCAAGACAGCCGCGCCACCGACAACCUGGGUAGGCUGAAUGACGAAUUAAAGGAUGUGACGCAGGUCAUGACGAAGAAUAUUGAGGAUUUGUUGUAUCGAGGGGAUAGCUUGGAGAAGAUGGGAGAUAUGAGUAGUCGGUUGCGGGAGGACAGUGCCAAGUAUAAGCGUGCGGCCGUGAGGAUUAACUGGGAGCUGUUAUUGAAGCAGUACGGGCCUUUUGCUGGGCUAGGGUUGGUCAUACUUAUUUUGCUGGUUUGGAGAUUCUGGUGA